AUGAAGGAUCGAAGUGGACAGAUUUUGGCCAUAGGCAUUACCUUCUUGAUCCUGUCAUGGCUUACUGUCGGUCUCCGGUGCUUUGUACGCAUCCACAUGGUCAAGGGCUUUGGAAUUGACGACUAUACAAUGGUCGUCACGCUGCUCUUCUUCACAGGAUACUUGAUAUCACAGAUUGGUGGCGCCAUCAACGGAUCUGGCGUGCGCCGCAUACACCUUACCGACGAGAGCGCUCAGACGGCUCUUCACUUUUGGUUCUUCUGCGAAAUCUUCUACACGUUGUCGACAUGUAUGCUCAAAAUCUCCGUCGGCUUCUUCUUGCUACGCAUCACCAUUGUGCCGCUUCACAUCUGGAUCAUCCGUCUCAUCAUGGUCGUGUCUGGACUCGUGGGAAUUGCAUACACGUCCGUUGUCAUCUUCCAGUGCAAGCCCAUCUCAUAUUGGUGGAAUCUCAAUCCGAACGCCGUCGGCUCCUGCCUCUCUCCGGUACUGGUCAUGAACUUCACUUUUGUGGUCUCUGGACUCAACGCCUUUGCCGACUGGGUCUUUGCCAUUCUUCCCGUACUUAUCGUUCAGGGCCUGCACAUGAAGAAGCGCAUGAAGGUGGUUGUAGCCUCGGUCAUUGCCCUGGCGGCCAUUGGUUCUACAGCGACCAUCAUUCGCUUGCCGUACACAACAACAAUCAAGGGAUACAAAGGUGACUUCCUCUUCCGGACAACUGACUUUGCGAUUUGGAGCACUGUCGAAGUAGGCCUUGGCAUAUCAGCUGGAUCAAUUGCGACGCUCCGACCACUAUUGAAGCAGGCGUUUGAAAUUACCCGAUCAGCUUCAGCCAUGCCGUGGAGCAAGCCUUCACUCAAAUCAGGACAAGAGCAGUCCGGCCAUCAACUUAGCGUGAUCAAGCCUUCGAUUCAAAAGUCCAUCACCAUUACCACUUCGCGGGCACGGCGGGGAAGCAAAGAGUCGGACGAGGAAAGAUUCCUUAGCUCGAGCAUGCCGUCAGAAGCAUGGCAGCAGCAACAAGGGCUACCGGGAUACAUUACAUCCACCGUUUUGGAUGGGCAAGGUGCGCAGGUUUCAAUGGAUAGAAGUCGGAAGCAGGGGCAGAAACAGAAUCGGCGAGGCAGUCCUGGGGGCACCAGCCAAUCGACUGUCGAGAGCAAAGAGUCUGGAAAAGCACCAAAAGCCCAUGUACACGAACGUUUUUAG
Messenger RNA from Bipolaris oryzae ATCC 44560, 1209 nucleotides. RefSeq lists its product as uncharacterized. Lineage: Eukaryota; Fungi; Ascomycota; Dothideomycetes; Pleosporales; Pleosporaceae. The transcript is spliced from 3 exons. The record is from RefSeq and is a predicted model, not a curated record. Bases 1 to 1209 code for a protein of 402 amino acids.